Molecule: messenger RNA, 906 nt
Organism: Cercopithifilaria johnstoni
Lineage: Eukaryota; Metazoa; Nematoda; Chromadorea; Rhabditida; Onchocercidae
Source: the annotation of a GenBank genome assembly
AUGUCAUUUAUACUUCGUCCAAUAUCUCCUGAUCGAGCGGCUGAAGUGGUUGAUGAAAUUGGAUGGAAGGUAUCAAAUGAUGGGAGACCAAUACAACCAGGAAUAGGAAAUGACCAGGAAAUAACCACUGUAGCUAAUGGCAGUAUGGCAAAAGAAUGGUUCAAAUGUGAGGUAUGUGACAAGCAAUUCGGACGUGCAAGCACUCUGAAACGCCAUAUGACGAUACACACCGGCGAAAAAAACCACAUAUGCAACGUAUGCAAUGAGCAAUUCAGAUAUGCAGGCAAUCUGAAAAGCCAUAUGAGGAUACACACCGGCGAAAAAAACCACAUAUGCAUGGUAUGCAAUAAGCAAUUCGGACAUUCAAACAAUCUGAAACGUCAUAUGACGAUACACACCGGCGAAAAAAACCACAUAUGCAAGGUAUGCGACAAGCAAUUCGGAUACGCGGGCAAUCUGAAAUGCCAUAUGUGGAUACAUACCGGUGAAAAAAGCUACACAUGCAAGGUAUGCAAUAAACAAUUCGGAUAUGCAGGCAGUCUGAAGUGCCAUAUGAGGAUACAUACCGGCGAACAAAACUUCACAUGCAAGGUAUGCGAUAAACAAUUCGGAUAUGCAUGCAAUCUGAAAUGCCAUAUGACGACACAUACUGGUGAAAGGAAUUACGCAUGUAAGGUAUGCCAAAAAACGUUCAAACAGUCCAACCAUCUGAAGAAACACGGAUUGACGCACAGAAACGUACAAAGUUCGAAUUUCACUCGAGCAGAUAAUUUGAACGAACACAUGAAUAUGGAUAAAAGUUCGAGUGAAAAGCUGUAUUCGACAGUGAGCCCCUUCAUGUCGGUAUCAGAAAUCAUCGACACAGAAAUGUUAAUAAGAGAAAUUGUUGCAUUCAUGGGUACAUAA